Anopheles marshallii is the source of this 5010-nucleotide messenger RNA. RefSeq lists its product as uncharacterized. Bases 1 to 5010 code for a protein of 1669 amino acids. The transcript is spliced from 9 exons. Gene Ontology annotation, molecular function: ATP binding; protein kinase activity. NCBI's taxonomy places the organism in Eukaryota, Metazoa, Arthropoda, Insecta, Diptera, Culicidae. The record is from RefSeq and is a predicted model, not a curated record. Gene Ontology annotation, biological process: mitotic spindle assembly checkpoint signaling; protein phosphorylation; meiotic sister chromatid cohesion, centromeric.
AUGAAUUUUGACGAAAAGAAGGAAAAUAUUCAACCGCUCCGAUGUGGUCGAAAUGUGGACCAGCUCGAGUAUGCAUUCGUUUCAGCGGAACAAUGGGAAGAGGAACGAAAGGUUCACGAAAAGGAAAUCGACAGCUAUGAUGGUGAUGAUCCUCUGCUUCCGUGGUAUGAAUACUUCUACUGGAUGGAACAAACGAACGUAAGCAACUUCAAGCCCAUGAUACAGGAACAAGCGCUCCGUCGGUGUGUGCAGCUGUUCGAAAACGAUCAACGGUACAUGCAAGAUCAUCGGUUCAUCAAACUGUGCAUAAAAUAUAUCGACGCCCAACCCUCUCCGGUGGAGCUGUACAAUGAACUGUACAACCGUGGCGUUGGCACGCUGUGUGCGGAGCUGUACAUUGCAUGGGCGUACUAUUACGAUGCUGUCGAUAACUUUGCCAAAACGGAGGAUGUUUUCCAGAAAGGUCUGCGAGCCGGUGCAGAAUCGAAGGCUGACCUGGAACAGGCACACAAAAUGUUUGGCUUUUCCAUGUCACAGCGCAUGUUGUACAAGGACGAAUGCAGUAAGCUGAAAUUUCAAUCGUCCCUCGACGAACGCCGUAAUGCGCUAACUUCACUAAGAACGUCGCGCAAGAAACAUGUCGGCAGCGUUCGCACCGGGUUAGCAGUCAAGAGCUAUCAACCUGGCAUCGUCCAACAGGAAAAUGUUGCAAAAAAUGCAGAUCGCGCCAGCAAUGCAACAUCGAAUGCGAUCGUUUUUACCGACGAUCCUGGUAGCGCCGAGCCGGGCAGUUCCAUCGUUCGUCCAUUCUCCAGUGUUCACAAUGAACCGGAAAACAUUAUCGAUGCGGCACGUGUGGCCAAAGUGAAAACGACAGCGCACAAAAAGGCAGGGCUGUUCAGUACACAUCAAGCGCCGUCGUUCGAUAUACCGGUGGAUACGGAAGAAUUUGUGCCGAUCCCAGUGCUGGUAGACAAUUCUACGAAGGGAGUAUCACUGUCGGCACAAUUUUGUCGCCGAAACAAACCACAAACUCCCUUCGAAGUUGGCAUUUGUGUGGGAGAUCCGAAGGAGCGUGCUAUCCCAAUGUACGACAAGAUUCGGCUGUACUGUCGUGCAAAAGAGCUUAAAGGUACGGCUGGCGGAAGAACAGAGUAUUCUCCCGAGGAGCUACGCGCCUAUGGGUACUUUGUGCGACGAGGCAUUGAGAAUCGAUUUACCCAGGAACAUGCACGGGUAUGGGGUCGAGGAUAUGAUGUCGGUAUACGGCUGCAUCCGCUGCACGUGUCUAGAAGCAGAACAAUCGAGUCCGAUAAGAUUGCAUUUGAAAACCCAAAACUCGAUAGCUGCGACGGGAACAUUCAUACCAAAAUUCGGAACAUUUAUUCAAACCCAACGGAAGAACAAUCUCUCGAAGAGCUGCUGGUGGAGCGAUGGUUAAAGGGGAAAAUUAAAAAGUGCAUUGAUAGACGCUACCAGGAUGAUAUCGAUCCAGUGGAUAUGGAUGAAACGCACGUCGAAUCGAAGCGGAUAUCCAUGGGUCCGGCACGAUUCAGCAUGGCUCCCACAGCGCUGCACAACGAUGGCAAUAUCCAGCCUCAGAUGCGACCACGUAAAUCCAUGUUCCCCAUACAUGCAACCGGACUGGUGGCUGCCAGCAUUCAGGAAGAAACUGAAGCAGAACUGCAAAAUCGAAGUGCUAAAGCCAACGAUGUUAAUACAAUAGAACAGUCCUUGCGGGGGUUGAAUGUACCAUCACGAAAACGACUUUCGAAUGAAGUUCUUCAGCAAGAGGUAUCGAAAAAGGAGGAUUCCACACCAACCCCGCUGAAACAUGCGAUCGCAAACGAUCUUGCGAUGAAGCACCGGGACGAGGACUCUGAUACGGAAAGUGCGCCAGUGCCAGUAGCUUCAAAGAAAGUCGAAAUUUUUGUCGACGACAGUGAUGAAAAUGAUGAACGAGAUGAAAAGCUGCCAAACUUUAAACCACCGAAUCCGCAGACGAAUGAUUUCGUUCCAUUGCAACAGCAGCAAUCCUACUAUCCCAAUGAUACCUGCUCGACACAAAUGUUUAAUUUGUUCGUUAAAAACAUAAGCACACCUGUUGCAUCGCAUCGUAAACAAUCGCCCGAAAUGCCAAUCACAUCAACGGCGAGUUCAUCCGCAAAACGAAUUGUCGUUUUUACGGACGAUGAGGAAAAUGGGGCCGACAAUGAUCAAGAGAAAGGGCCGGAACCGGACCGGAUCGGGCGAGACAUUAGGCAGCAACAUUCUAACGCCGGAAUCCUGGCAGCUCCCGUGCCCAUACCGGGUGCUAUAAUAAAUGACGAAAAUGCUGUGCCCUUGAUGGACAAUGUAACACCACCGUCUGCCUCUUCUGGGUGCAAUAGCACACAGAGCCACAAGCAGCUGUCGACGAUCAUGGAGCGAACGGAAACAAGCACCGUCUCAUCGACGACGACCAAAUCGCCGGCUGAUACGCAGGCCAAUUCUCCGGAGGCAGCUUACGAUACGCACAUCCCAUCGGUAUCGUCCACGAAACUAGCUUUUUGUGAAGCUGCUGAACCGGCAAGGAAAUCUGUUUUCACCUUACCUGGUGACGACGGGAAAGGAUUCUGUAUACACAUCGAUAGCACCGAAACGAUGGCCAAUAUUCCACUCAAACGUAUGCCUAUACCUGAUGCACCAGCAGUACAGUCGGAUGAUAAGGAGAAUGUGUUAGUGACACGCGCAGCAGGUUCGCCCGCAAGACUACCCUUCGUUAUUCCGUCCGUUUUUCAACUCUCCGAAGACCCAACGGUCAGUGCGUUUGGCUUCAUGGGCCCUGGCACGAAUAGGAAUGUCUCGCACUUGGUUCAACGUGAAUUGGAAGCCAAUUCGAUUGCCUCCUUCAGAAUGGCUACGGAACGUACCAAUACCGUCCCUAUUCACCUGGUAAAACCUCAAUUUACGAUCCCUGAACUCGAUAGUAUCGUUCCGUCGGGUUCGUCGAUGAAAAAUACUUCGACCAGUAACAACGCUAGUACCAUGCUUACGAACACCUCCUCGUCACCAUCAACAGUUGUGAAUGUCGAACAGAAUACGGUGGAAGCAAAGAAGAAAAAUAAUUCCCUGCUGGAUCUGCUUGAUACAACGUUCUCGCCGAAAGUAACGCCAAACAGUGGCAAACCGAACGGAGGCAAGCGAGAAUCUGAAGCUGCCCCAAAAGAGGUAGAACGACGCAAAGAAUGUUCGUUCGAUGUGGACGAUUUUAUCAAGUCGCCUCAACCGAAAAGUAUGACCGAACUGCCUUUGGUCGAGGAUCGUUUAAUUCCAUUGGCCCCAAUUGCUCCACUGAGCAACUGUAAUGAUUUGUCGCUUCUGUCCAUGCCACCAAUAAAGAUGGAGAAAUCGCUUAAUAUCGAUGCGAGUCUUGCGUUGCCCUGCUUCCACAUCAGUAAGCCAGCGCAACCUGCAAACACGAUUGGAACGGUGGGACGAAUAGAUUUGGACGACUUUCCCUCUCCGGUACCACCGCCAGGAGCUAGUAAUGAGCGCACAUCAUUCGACGAUAUCAACACGGUGGCAUUUUCCCUGAACAUUAACAAUGCGGUCAACUCAACCAUCAUUCAGGAUGGUUUCAAAACUCCUGGGAAACAAACGCGCCAAGUGAACCAGCAGCUGGACAAUUCCAACCUGCAAAUCGUUGAUGUGAAAGGUGGCGUGGCUAAGACGGACGGUUUCCUGAUGCCGCCACUUCCAACAGCAAUGAAGCAAAGCGCGCAACAGGUGUCAAACGUUCCACAAGCUCAUUCGAACAGAUUGUCGCCGGUCGACGAUGGAGGCGAUGGCGAUAUUUCGAUUUAUAUUCUCCGUCCUGCGAUCACGCAAGAUGAGGAAAGAUGGGACGACGAAGAUGAACCGGUCGAAGGUCAGCCAAACAACGUGUAUCAGCACAAGCCGAUAGAUAUGGAUGCUACCGUGCAGCAGAUUAAUGCCCACGUGUUGGUGGAUGACAUUGAUCCGUUCGAAAAGCAACUGUUGGAAGCGUUUCUGGAUAGUGUCGACUUUAUGGCGUACGUCGCAGAGCUGCCCUCGUGUCUGAUGGUGAACAAGGUGCAACCCUUGAAGAAGGAUGCGCUUGUGAAGAUGAAGCAAGACGAUGUAGCAUUCCUGGUACAGCAAAAGAUCGGUAAAGGAACGUUUGGGACAAUCUUUAGUGCCACGAAUACCACCACCGGGAAGAAGGUUGCCUUGAAGCAGGAACGCCCUGCAAACCUGUGGGAGUACUACAUCUGCUUAGAGCUUCGUAGCCGUAUCGAAAGUCCAGACAUCCUUCCCGGCUUCAUGUCUAUUGAUUAUGCGAUCAUUGGCAAUAAUGCGAGCAUUUUCGUAUCAACGUACUCGCAGUACGGCAACAUUUUGGAUGUGUGCAAUCUGGUUAACAAUGUGACCAACAGAAACGUGGAUGAAUUCAUCGCCAUGAUAGUGACCACACAGAUGCUCUCCAUUGUGGAUCACUUGCACAGCUGCCAGAUAAUUCACGCGGACAUCAAGCCGGAUAAUUUUCUCUUCAUGGGACCCAUUGCACUCGGUUCAAAGAUCCCAUGCAUUCAACUGAUCGACUUCGGUGUCAGCAUCGAUAUGAAACGCUUCCCGGACGAUGUGAGAUUCAAAAAGGUUAUCACAACGGAAAACUUCACGUGCAUCGAAAUGUUGGAGGAUAGGCCCUGGACGUAUCAGCCCGAUCUGUACGGUGUUGCCGGCACCAGCCAUGUGAUGCUGUUCGGUAAAUACAUGCAGGUGCAGAAAAAUAUCGCCAACUGGGGCAUUAAGACGAUGAUGCCCCGAUACUUUAAGAAGGUCGUUUGGGAGAACUAUUUUACCACGCUGCUUAACAUACGCGACUGCGAUCAUUUACCGAACUUGCAAAAGCUGCGUACAUCGUUUCUGGAGGAGAUAACGCUGCACGAGAAGUACAUUCAGACAAAAGUAUCCGAAUUCAACCACGUGCUCACAGCGUGCAAGUGA